Messenger RNA from Prunus armeniaca (apricot), 4617 nucleotides. NCBI's taxonomy places the organism in Eukaryota, Viridiplantae, Streptophyta, Magnoliopsida, Rosales, Rosaceae. The record is from the annotation of a GenBank genome assembly.
AUGGAGUGUAGAGAAAGAUUGAGGCAACAGGUUAUUCCAUUGUUCUAUAAUGUUGAUGCUUCAGAUGUCCGGAAACAAACUGGUAGUUUUGCACAAGCAUUUGAGAAACAUGAAGCGGGCAUCUGCGAAGGUAAACAUGAGAAAGAAAAGGUACAGCGGUGGAGGAAUGCUCUCACUCAAGCUGCAGAUUUGUGUGGGGAAGAUCUUAAAAAUGCUGAUAAUGGGCAUGAAGCAAAGUUUAUCCAGAAAAUUAUUGGGGAGGUUAAUAAGCAGUUGUACAGCAAAUACCAAUUAGACAUCGAACACCUUGUUGGAAUUACUUCUCGGCUGAACGAUGUUGUUCGCAUGAUUGAUAUUGAAGAUUCAGGCUCUAAGGAUGUUGUUCGCAUGAUUGGUAUUUUGGGGAUGGGCGGCAUUGGGAAAACAACGCUUGCCAAAACCAUUUAUAACAAAUUUGAACGCAUCUUUGAAGGUAGGAGUUUCCUUGCAAACGUGAGGGAAGUAUUUGCAAACCAACGCAGUAAUGGUCUGGUUGGUUUGCAAGAACAACUUCUAAAUGAUAUCUUGAAAAGCAAGGACCCCAUAAAGGUUGGCUCUGUUGCUAAAGGGAUCGAUAUGAUAAGAGCAAGACUGCGCUGUAUAAGAGCACUUGUCAUAAUUGACGAUGCAGAUGAUCUACAGCAACUAAAAGCAAUAGCCAGAGCUCGUGAUUGGUUUGGUCCUGGAAGUAGAAUUGUUAUAACAACAAGAAAUCAACAUUUGCUAGACCAAGUUGGAGUGGAUAGCACAUAUAUGGCUCAAGCAAUGGAUGAAAAAGAAGCUCUAGAGCUCUUUAGUAGGCAUGCCUUCGAAAGUGGUUAUCCUAAUCAAGAAUAUAUUGACCUCUCAAAACGUGUAAUUCAUUAUUGUCGAGGCUUGCCACUAGCACUUGAAGUUGUAGGGUCUUUUCUGAUUAAAAGAUCCACAGUGGAGUGGAAAAAUCACUUGGAGAAAUUGAAAAGAAGUCCUGAUGGAGAAAUUCAAAAAAUACUCAGAAUAAGCUUUGACAGGCUACCUGAUGAUACAACGAGAAAGAUAUUCCUUGAUAUAUCUUGUUUCUUUAUUGAAAAGGACAAGGACUAUGUCACACAAAUAUUAGAUGGAUGUGGCUUUUUUGCAACAAUUGGAAUCAGUGUCCUCAUUGAACGGUGCCUUGUAACUGUUAGUGAGUAUAACAAGCUGAGGAUGCAUGAUUUGCUUCGAGACAUGGGAAGAGAGAUCGUUUGUGAAAGUGCCCACGGUGACCCAGAAAAACUUAGUAGAUUGUGGAAACGUGAAGACGUAACAAAUGUAUUGUGCGAUGAAUCUGGAACUGAAAAAAUUGAAGGAGUUGCUCUACAUUUGGAUUUGGAUGUAGAUUCGGAUCUAGAUUCAGAUGUAGAUUGGGUUCUAGAUUCAGAUCUAGAUUUGAACAGAUUCAGUGCACAAGCAUUUACCAACAUGAAAAAACUGAGGUUACUCCACCUCAGCAACGUAGAGUACAAAGAUUUUCCCAAAAAGUUAAUAUGGUUUAGCUGGCAUUAUUUUCCUUUAGAGUCCAUACCAGAUGACUUUCCUAUGCAACCAAAACUAGUUGCUUUAGACCUGCAGUAUAGCAAACUCAAAAUAGUUUGGAAGGAUUGCAAGUUGCAUCAGAAUUUGAAAAUCCUUAAUCUCAGAGGUUCCUGUCAGCUAACAAAAUCACCAGACUUUUCAAAACUCCCAAAUCUCGAGGAAUUGAUAUUGGAAUACUGUGAGAGUUUGUCUGAGGUUCACUCAUCCAUCGGGGAUCUAGGAAGACUUUCUUUGGUAAAUCUUGAAGGCUGCAUGAGGCUAAGGGAUCUCCCACUGAAUUUCUAUAAAUCCAAGUCUAUUGAAACUCUUCUACUUAAUCGUUGUUCACGUUUUGAAAAGUUGGCUGAGGGCUUAGGGGAAAUGGUAUCAUUGACAACUCUGAAAGCAGAUUACACAGCCAUCAGACAAAUACCAUCUUCCAUAUUAAAAUUGAAGAAACUGAAAGUUUUAUCUAUAUGUAAAGUGAAAGGGUCGCCAUCAACAAAUCUUUUGCCUCCUUCGUUGCAAAGUUUAAGCUCUUUAAGACAAUUAGCUCUUGCAGACUGUAGUUUAACUGAUGAUGCAUUCCCCAAGGAUAUCGGUGGCCUAAUUUCCUUAGAAAGAUUAGAUCUUGCAAGCAAUGACUUUUGUAGCCUCCCAAGCCUCAGUCGUCUUUCACAGCUUCAAGAUUUGUCUUUAUAUGAGUGCAAAAAUCUUCGUGCGAUCCCAGAUUUACCAACAAAUUUGAAAGUCUUACGAGCAGAUGGCUGCAUUGCAUUGGAAAAAAUGCCAGAUUUUUCAGAAAUGGCAAAUAUAAGAGAAUUGUAUCUAUGUGAUUCGGGCAAACUCACUGAGAUUCCAGGCCUGUAUAAGUCAUUAAACUCCAUGACAAGGAUUCAUAUGGAAAAGUGCACUAAUCUUACUGCCGAUUUCAGGAAGAACAUCCUACAGGGAUGGACUUCUUGCGGAUAUGGUGGCAUUUUUCUCAGUGGAAAUGACAUUCCUGAUUGGUUCCACUAUGUCCAUGACUAUGAUAUUGUGUAUUUCACUGUGCCUCAAAGUGUUGGUCCUAUUUUGAAAGGGUUAACUUUGUCCUUGGUUCUCUCUUCAGGCUUCUACGGUUGUCGUAUUAGCAUUAAAAACAUGACCAAGGGUACUGAGCUUGACGCCAGGAUCAUACCCGAUUGUCGAACUAGGGGUUAUUAUCUUUGGCAGGGACAGUUAUCAAAUGACGAGCUCAAAUUGCAAGACGGUGAUAAAGUCUGGAUUGAAAUAAUAAACAAAUAUGAUUGGCCUAAGGAUGAGGUGAUGAAAACAGGUGUUAGUCUGGUAUGGGACAAAAUUAUGAACGAAAAUAUGAUUGAUUACUAUCUUUGUGCGUAUGAACGACGCCCAUCUCAAAAUCUGGUCAAUGAUGAUGACAUCAUUCAUGUCGAAUGUGAUAAUCACAUAACAAAAUCACCAGACUUUUCAUAUUUCCCAAAUCUUGAGAAGUUGAUAUUGAAAGGUUGUAAGCGCUUGUAUAAGGUUCACUCAUCCAUUGGGGAUCUUGGAAGACUUUCUUUGGUAAAUCUUGAAGGCUGCAUAAGUCUAAGGGAUCUCCCACUGAAUUUCUAUAAAUCCAAGUCUAUUGAAACUCUUCUACUUAAUAAAUCAAGUUUUGAAGACUUGGCUGAUGGCUUAGGGGACAUGGUAUCAUUGACAAUUUUGGAAGCAGAUGAGACGCGCAUCAGACAAAUUCCAUCUUCCAUAGUAAAAUUGAAGAAGUUGAGAAUUUUAUCUCUAUCUGGCUGUAGGUUAACUGAGGAUGCAAUCCCUAAGGAUCUAUGUAGCCUAAUUUCCUUAGAAGAUCUGCUUCUUCGAGACAAUGACUUUAGUAGGCUACCAAGUCUCGCUGGUCUUUCAAAGCUCAAAGUCUUGUGUGUAAAUGCAUGCAGAAAACUUCUUGCAAUCCCAGAUUUACCAACCAAUUUGUAUGUUCUGAAAGCAAAUGACUGCCCAGAAUUGGAAACAAUUCCAGAUUUUUCAAAAAUGUGGAAUAUGAGAGAAUUGUAUCUAAGUGAAUCGUUCAAAGUCACUGAGGUUCCAGGCUUGGAUAAGUCAUUAAACUCCAUGACAAGGAUUCAUAUGGAAGGCUGCACCAAUCUGACUGCCGAUUUUAGGAACAACAUCCUACAGAGAUGGACUUCUUGCGGAUUUGGUGGAAUUUAUUUGAAUGGAAUUUAUGAUAUUCCUGAGUGGUUCAAAAUCGUCAAUGAUGUGGGCAAUAUCGUCUUCUUUGAAGUUCCUCAAAAAAUCAUGGGUCGUGAUUUAAAAGGUUUAACUAUAUGCUUCGUUUACUCUUCAGACAAACAUUAUCAAGGUCCUAUUGCCAUUAUCGUUAGAAAUCUUAACAAACAAACUGCUUUGCACACCUGGAUAUCAUUUGCCUCGGUAAAAACUUACGAUACAUCUGAAGACGAUUAUCUUUGGCGGGGACAAUUGUCAAACGAUGUGCUCCGUUUGCAAGGCGGGGACCGAGUCUCCAUUCUUGUAAGGCCUGAUGAUGUUUUUGUGAGAGUGAAGAAGACGGGGGUUCAUCUAGAAUGGGACAAAGUCAUGAAGGAAAAUAUGGAUAAUCCGGAUCCUCAUUUAUAUGAUUUGGAAACAAAUCGGGAUUUUUUCAGGGGAGUUGAUGACUCGUUGGAUCCUCAUUUGUAUGAUUUGGAAACAAAUCGGGAUGUUUUGGCGGUGGAACCAUAUCUUGAUUUUUUGGGGGGAACUGAUGAUGAGGCAAGACCAAGCCAUGACGCAUCUGUUCCCGGUGAUCAACUGAGUGCUAUAGAUGAAGAAUCAGCAGUGGAAGACGAUCUACGUACUCGUUUGUCAUUGUCUAUAAUGGAAUAUUUGGAUUUUUCUGGAGAAGCUGAUGAUGGGGCAAGACGGAGCCAUGGCGCAUUUGUCUGCACUAAUCAAUCGAGUGCUGUAGAUAAACAAUUAGAAUGGGACAAAGUCAUGAAUCCGGAUCCUCAUUUGUAUGAUUUGGAAACAAAUCGGGAUUUUUGA